Messenger RNA from Schizophyllum commune H4-8, 1567 nucleotides. RefSeq lists its product as uncharacterized. The record is from RefSeq and is a predicted model, not a curated record. The coding region runs from base 224 to 1477 and encodes 417 amino acids. The transcript has 12 exons. NCBI's taxonomy places the organism in Eukaryota, Fungi, Basidiomycota, Agaricomycetes, Agaricales, Schizophyllaceae.
CCCGUCCCCUUGAUGUCAACGAGCAUUUCAUCAGCGCCAGCUCGAAACUUGGGCAUGGCCGCUUUGGAACGAGACCACGGCGUCCUAUAUUAGCCGCCGAACUUCGUCCUCUUUUCCUCUUCCCUUUCCCCCGCGCGCGACGAGCGAUAUCAAGCGCUACGGCCUUCAUCGUGCGCUCGAACGCGCCUGAGCGCCUGUUUUCUUUCUUCGUUGCCCGCGCGCGAUGGCGUCGGCCGUGCGGCUCGACGAGUACGCGACGCUGUACAAGGGCAACCUCGUACCAUUGCACGCGUGCCUCGUGGGGCUUGCGUGGGUCGUAUAUGAUUAUCUCCUGACACUGGGAGAUGAGGUACGGCUCAUGUGGCCCCUACGAUCGGGCUUCGCGAAAUGGUCGUAUUUCUGGAUCCGGUACUACACAAUCGCAGUCCUCGCAUUCGACGUGAUACAGAUCCACACAUUCGCCAUUCCCGGUAUUACUUCCGAUUCUGUAUGUGUGGCGAUGGAUGCGAUCACGAGGAUCGUUGGCGCUAUCUUGCUCUGGUCUGUCGAGAUCAUCAUGCAACUGCGUGUCUAUGCGUUAUACCGGUGUUGUAGAGGGGUCGCAGUUUUCAACGGAAUUCUCUUUCUUGCAUCGGUCGGCGGCUUCCUCUACGUCUUGAUUACAAAUACGAUGAAGCGUCACGACUUGAUUGCGCGUGCGGAGCACCUUGACCUUCCUGGUUGUCCGGUCAUCCACUCCAUAAGCGAGUGGCCCUUGUGGCUUCCGGCAACUAUUUUCGAAGUCGUUCUCUUUUCGUUUGCACUUGCAGCGUCGCUGCGGACGGUUAUGUCAGAUAGACAUGAUUAUUCUUUACGCCGCACUCUCAUUCGAGAUAACCUCACUUGGUUCUUUGGAGUUUUCGUCCUUCUGGUCCUCAAUCAGCUGAUGGUCGCCGGCGUCACUCACAUUCCGUGGUUUAGCUAUUCCCCCUUUCACGCCGCCGUCGGCGUCCUCACUUCCCGCAUCCUCCUCAACAUGCGCGAUAACAACACCGACAGCGUCUCCUUCCUCCGCAACGUCGUCGCGCCGCACGCCGUGCCCUCCGAGCACGCCGACCUCCCGCCCAUGCGCUUCAGCGGCGGCGGGCGCAGCAAGCUCACCGCGCUCACCGGCGAUGUCCGCUUCACCCUCGACCGCGACACUACCCUUGUCGGCGACGCGGAGAUGAUGGAGCUCGGGAAGCAGUCGUUGCAGCUGCACCACCAGUCUCUGCAACUACACCGCGUGCCGUCGAUGUACCGGGACUCGAUGUACACGCACGGGCGUGGCGGCGGCGGGUCGACGGGCUCCAUAUCUCUCGACCUGGAAUUUGCGCCGAAUCCGGACGCUCCACCUCAGCCCCCGCAACCCGUGCCGCCAUUAGAAGAGGGCGCUGGCCAUGAUCACCAGUACGAGGACGCCCAUGUAUCACUAGCACUCCGCCCGAUGGCGGUAUAAAUUAUUCCAUUGUACGAGUACGUCCUAUACACUUUGAUCCCGUUUUGGUUCCGCUGGCAGUCUCUAUUGACGGGGAAGCCACGGAACGUG